Molecule: messenger RNA, 1799 nt
Organism: Molossus molossus (Pallas's mastiff bat)
Lineage: Eukaryota; Metazoa; Chordata; Mammalia; Chiroptera; Molossidae
Product: cytochrome P450 2B11-like
Biological process (GO): xenobiotic metabolic process
Cellular component (GO): intracellular membrane-bounded organelle; cytoplasm
Molecular function (GO): oxidoreductase activity, acting on paired donors, with incorporation or reduction of molecular oxygen, reduced flavin or flavoprotein as one donor, and incorporation of one atom of oxygen; heme binding; iron ion binding
Source: RefSeq, a predicted model, not a curated record
GGCAGGAGGUAUGAGCCCAGUACACUCUUUCAAGUUCACGCUCCUGCACACUGACAAGAGGGAAGGUGGGGAAUGGGUGAGGUUACAUAACCUAGUGGGAGGCAGACUCAGGAUAAAGGCCCAGAGUGAGACUGUCAGCCAACUGGAAGGUCGUCAGACUGGGACCAUGGAGCUCAGCGUCCUCCUCCUACUUGCUCUCCUCAUAGGACUCUUGAUUCUCAUGACCAAGGGCCACCAAAAGGCACCUGGGCGCCUUCCACCAGGCCCCCGCCCUCUGUCCUUCUUUGGGAACUUUCUGCAGAUGGACAGAAGAGGCCUACUCAAAUCCUUCCUGAAGUUCCAAGACAAAUACGGGGAUGUCUCCACGGCGUACCUGGGGUCAAGGCCUGUGGUCGUACUGCGUGGGAUAGAGUCCAUUCGGGAGGCCCUGGUGGACCAAGCUGAGGCCUUUUCUGGCCGGGGCCAAAUUGCUGUUAUUGAUCAGAUCUUUCAAGGAUAUGGUGUGGUGUUUGCCAAUGGGAAACGUCGGAAGGCCCUUCGGAGAUUCUCUCUGGCCACCAUGAGGGACUUUGGGAUGGGCAAGCGGAGUGUGGAGGAGCGGAUUCAGGAGGAGGCACAGUGUCUGGUGGAAGAGCUGCGGAAAUCCCAGGGAGCCCUCCAGGACCCCACCUUCACCUGCCACUCCAUCACUGCCAACAUCAUAUGCUCCAUUGUCUUUGGGAAACGCUUUGCCUACAAAGACCCUGAAUUUCUGAAGCUUACGCACAUGUCCUGCCAGUCCUUCACACUCAUCAGCUCCUUCCCCAGCCAGGUGUUUGAGCUCUUCCCCAACUUCUUGAUAUUCCCGGGCACACACAGGCACAUCUACAGAAACCUGCAGGAAGUCAAAGACUUCACUGCCCACAGUGUGGAGAAGCACAGGGAAACCCUGGACCCCAGCGCUCCCCAGGACUUCAUCGACACCUAUCUGCUCCGCAUGGACAAAGAGAAGUCCAACCCAGACAGCGAGUUCCACCAGCUGAACCUCAUCAACAACGUGCUCUCGCUCUUUUUCGCGGGCAGAGACCAGCAGCACCACUCUCUCCUACGAUUCCUGCUCAUGCAAUACCCGCACAUUGCAGAGAAAGUCCACAAGGAGAUUGAUCGAGUGAUUGGCUCACAUCGCCCUCCAGCCCUCGAUGACCGAGCCAAAAUGCCAUACACUGAGGCAGUCAUCUGCGAGAUUCAGAGAUUCGCAGACCGCCCCCUUGGUAUGCCUCAUAUGGUCAUCAGAGACCCUGAAUUUCGAGGGAGCAUCAUCCCAAAGGGCACUGUAGUGUUUCCCGUCCUAUACUCCGCUCUCUUUGACCCAUGUUACUUUGCUACACCGAACACCUUCAACCCUGACCACUUUCUGGAUGCCAGUGGGGUGCUGAAGAAGAAUGACGCGUUUAUCCCCUUCUCCGUAGGUAAGCGCAGUUGUCUUGGCGAAGGCAUCACCCGUGCGGAAUUAUUCCUCUUCUUCACCACCUUCCUCCAGAAUUUCUCCGUAUCCAGUCCCAUGGCCCCUGAGGACACUGACCUUACACCCCAGGAGAGUGGAAUGGCCAAACUGCCCCCAGUGUACCAGAUCCGCUUCCUGCCCCGCUGAAACGGUGGAAGAAAGGAGCUCAAAGGAUUUCAGGGUCAGGAGGUAUCCCCACCUCUGCAGGGAAUGCCCCCUAACUCUGUCCCUGUUCUGCAUUGGAGAGAUCUGCUACAAGCCAGUCCUCCUUGUUCCUCCGUGGUUGCCUCCUCCGUGAGAAAGUCCCUCCCGCAGU